AUGCCACGAGAUGAUCCGAUCACUGAAGAAGAAAGAAGAGCUAAUUCGGCAACAGAUUUGAUGAGAAUGAGAUUAGAACGAUUGCAACAAAAUAUUGUAAGUUCGCAUAUUUUCUCAAUUUCAAUGAACUUUUUGUUUUUUCAGCAUAAACCAGCACCAAUUCCUACUAAAAAGGAGACUUUACGAGCUCCAAAAGCUCCUUUAGAAUUUGUCAGAAAUGUAGUUGGUUCGUCAGCAGCUGCAGGAAGUGCAGAAUUUCACAUUUAUCGAAACAAUCGGCGAAAAGAGCAGAAUCGAUUGGAUUAUAUUGAAGAAGUUGCAAGAAGAGAAGAAAUGGAUGAACAAUUCAAGAAUAAAAUAAAUGGAAUUCAAAAGCAGGAAGAAGAAAAAACAGCGAAGAAAAGAGCGAAAAGAUUAAGACAAAAAGAAGCAAAAAGAAGAAAGAAGAUGAAUAAAAAUGAGGAAAGUGAUAGUGAUGAAGAAGACAGUGAUGAAAGUAAGUUUUUUUCAAAAGUGUAGUUUAUAAAUAAUAAUGAAAAUUAUUGUAGGUGAAGAAAGUGAAGAAGAAUCUGAAAAAGCGGAAGAGGAAGAAGCCAAGAAGGAAUAA
This is a messenger RNA of Caenorhabditis angaria, 607 nucleotides long. Lineage: Eukaryota; Metazoa; Nematoda; Chromadorea; Rhabditida; Rhabditidae. The record is from the annotation of a GenBank genome assembly.